CAACUCUCUACAGUGACGGAGAAAGUCCCUCUGGCUCCUCUUCUUUCCCUUUUAUAGCUAAAACUCCUUGAGAAUGGGGGAAUCGAGGGCUCUGAGCCGUCUGCUCAAUAAAGUCCAGGCCUACUCUACCGCCGGGGGGGAGGUCUGGCUUUCGGUCCUCUUCAUCUUCAGGAUCCUGGUCCUGGGCACUGUGGUGGAAUCAGCCUGGGGAGACGAGCAGUCCGCGUUCAAAUGUAACACGAAGCAGCCUGGUUGUGAAAACGCUUGCUACGACAAAUGUUUUCCCAUCUCCCAUGUCCGCUUGUGGGUCCUCCAGAUUAUCUUUGUUUCUACGCCCACUCUUCUGUACCUGGCUCAUGUCUUCUACGUGGACAGGAAGGAACAGAAUUUCAACUGGAAGGAGGAGGAGCUUAAAGCCGUGCAAACUGACGGCGGCGACGUCAACAUCCCGCUGAAGAAAAUCGAGAUGAAAAGGAUAAAGUAUGGCGUUGAGGAGCACGGCAAAGUCAAUAUGAAAGGGGCCCUGCUCAGAACCUAUAUACUCAGCAUUUUCUUCAAGUCUAUGUUCGAGGGGGGCUUCCUGGUCAUCCAGUGGUACAUUUACGGCUUCAGCCUCUCUGCAGUCUACAACUGUGAGAGGUCCCCGUGCCCCCACAGUGUUGACUGUUUCGUGUCCCGUCCCACGGAGAAGACGAUCUUUGUCGUCGUCAUGCUUGUGGUUUCGCUGCUGUCCAUACUGCUAAACGUCAUUGAGCUUUUCUACGUGUUUUUUAAGAGGAUCAAGGAUUGUGUGAAGGGCAAACAUCCGCCCAUCCUCUACCCUAGUGCGGGCACCAAGUACGCCUACCAUAACCGUUGUUCCUCCACGACUGCCCCACUCUCACCCAUGUCCCCCCCAGGCUACAAACUGGCCAAAGGGGAGCGUGGAACCGGCUCGUGCCGCAAUUAUAAUAAGCAGGCCAACAAGCAGCACUGGGCCAACUACUCCAUGGAACAAAACCGGCUCGGCCAGAACAGUGCAGGAAGCACUAUUUCAAACUCCCACUCACAAGCCUUUGACUUCCCAGAUGACACCCAAGAGCAUAAGAACCUUUCCUCGAUGGCGGGACACAAGAUGCAGCCGCUGGCGCUGAUGGACGCCAGGCUGUGUAGCCAGGUCAGCAGCCGGAUGAGCAGCCGAGCUAAGCGAGACGACCUGUACGUGUAAGCCCUUUGUCUUCUGUUGAUCAAUGGGCAUUGUCCCUGUUAGAACAGUACUUCCACCUUAGCUCCUUAGAGAGGAAAGUGAUAAUCAUAGGUCAUAUUAGCAUAUUAGCACACACACACACACACACACACACACACACACACACACACACACACACACACACACACACACACACACACGUACCUUUGCAUUGAAAGAUAGUUUGAUAGUUUGAUGGACUCGGCCACACUUGCAUUGAGUUGCUUUGACAGCCUGCUUGCAUUAUAUAGCUGCAUUUAUUUGUGAAUCGACAUUAUUCAUUAUCAUUUUCUUCUGUUUUCACUUACAUUAAUACGAUCUUAUCCCAGUUUCAGUCAUAACAAAAGUUAUUUUUAUCGUCCAGACAUACAUUAAUUGUAUCUGUGAAAAGCUAUUUUAACCAAUAAAUACUUUUCUGUCCUAA
This is a messenger RNA of Perca flavescens (yellow perch), 1649 nucleotides long. Its product is annotated as gap junction alpha-1 protein-like. Gene Ontology annotation, molecular function: gap junction channel activity. Bases 74 to 1207 code for a protein of 377 amino acids. The record is from RefSeq and is a predicted model, not a curated record. Gene Ontology annotation, cellular component: connexin complex. The transcript is spliced from 2 exons. Lineage: Eukaryota; Metazoa; Chordata; Actinopteri; Perciformes; Percidae. Gene Ontology annotation, biological process: heart development; cell-cell signaling; cell communication by electrical coupling.